Rhodotorula toruloides NP11 is the source of this 675-nucleotide messenger RNA. RefSeq lists its product as uncharacterized. The transcript has 4 exons. The coding region runs from base 1 to 675 and encodes 224 amino acids. The record is from RefSeq and is a predicted model, not a curated record. Lineage: Eukaryota; Fungi; Basidiomycota; Microbotryomycetes; Sporidiobolales; Sporidiobolaceae.
AUGCUCGCGACCACGCUUGUCGCGGCUGUCGCUCUGGCGCACACCAUCUCCGCCGUCUCUCCCGCUGAAAGGAAGGACAAGAACUCGCUCUUUCGCCGCCAGUCGCAUCCGUUCGACCCGAACGACCCUGUCGAAGGACUCGCUGGGAUCCUUCUGCAGUUUGGGACGAGCGUCUUGGGCAUCGAGGUCAACGAGCCUUGCGCCCAACCGUGUCUCCAAGGCUGGAAAGAUGGCGUUGAAAGCUGCACCAACCCGAACGACGAGGGCGACUACAAGACCAGCGUCAAGUGCGCCUGCAGGAAGGACAAUAUCGCUCUUCUCCAGACUUGCGCAAACUGCAUGGGCGGUGUGAACGUCCAGACUGGACAGGCCUUCGUCCAGCAGUGUCCGGUCGCACUCAAGGCGCUCGACGGCAGCAGCAGCGGCGUCAGCUCGCAAGCGAGCCGCACCGGAAGCUUGAGCAGCUUCUCCUCCGCACUCGUCGCUUCCGCCUCGAGCUUCAAGGUCUCCUCCUCUGUUGUGCAAACGAGCGCAGGCACCUCUCGUCCAGCCGCAACCGGGACCAAUGCGACGCAGCCGGCUCAGACUGGCGAGCCCGCUCCAGGCGGCGCCGACAAGACCGCCGCUUCCCUCCUCACCCUCGGCGCCGCGGGUCUCGCCUAUCUUCUCGUCUAA